This is a messenger RNA of Xenia sp. Carnegie-2017, 1832 nucleotides long. Its product is annotated as coiled-coil domain-containing protein 173-like. The coding region runs from base 74 to 1729 and encodes 551 amino acids. The record is from RefSeq and is a predicted model, not a curated record. The transcript is spliced from 16 exons. Lineage: Eukaryota; Metazoa; Cnidaria; Anthozoa; Malacalcyonacea; Xeniidae.
GCCGGUGAAUGACGUUGUCGUAUAAUCACCAUAGCAACAUUCGUCGACAAGACAACUACAAACAAAAUCAUCAAUGGCGAAAACACAAGUCAUGUAUGGGAGACGUGAGGGACAAAUAAAAGGAAACAUGAAUGAUAAUCCAGUGUCAAUUAUUCCUUCAGGACUUGAUGCCAGAGAUGUAACAGUAUUACAACCAAGAGACUGGAAAAGAAUCCAAGAUGUACUAUUGAAGACAAACCAUGAAGCACAAAGACAAGAAGCUAUUAAAGCAGAGAGAGAAGAAUUACACAAUAUAUCUAAAAAUAUGGUCAAAAAUUGGGAGAAUACCAUUGAGGGGCAACGACUAAAGAAACUUGAAUCAAAGAAAAUCAGGGAAGCAAAAGAAGAGGAGGAGAAGAAAUUGAUAGACAUUGAGGAAGCAAAAUAUCAAGCUCAAAAAAGAAAAGAAGCAAUUGAGAGAGCAAAAACACUGCAGUAUUACAAAACAGACAGAGUCAAAGGCUUUCAUAGUGCGUUGAUGUUGACUGAAGUACUGAGAGAACGAGAUGCGCAAGUAAAGAUGAAGAACAAGCAAAAAAACUCUGCAAAGAAUAGAGAAAAUCACUUUUUUGAUAUUGAACAAAAGCAAAACGAACAAGGCAUACUAGAGGAGCAAGAAAAAGCGUUGAAAAGACAUAUUAAAUGUCAGGAAGUGCGCAAUUUCCAACAAUUGCAGAUCAAUGAAAAAGAAAAGAUAAAAGCUUACGAAAAGGAGAUGGACAUAGCUGAAGGUCAAAGUAUUAAAGAACAAGCGGCUGUGUACCGAGCAACGAAACAAUCAACUGAAGAGCAACGCCGUGAGCAAAAAAAGUCUUUAAUGAACAGCCAUAAAAAAGCGAUAAAAGAAAGAGUGAUGCUUCUUGAAAAGGAAAGGAAAAAAGAGGAACUAGAAAAUGAGGAAAUUCGUCUGUUUGCCAACGCCAAAAAGAAAAUGUCGAAAAUGAGGAAAGAUAGAGAAAUUGAAUUAUUUAAGACCAUGCAAGAGCAAACGGAGAAAAUACGUGAAAAGGUAGCGAUGCAGAUGAAGCAAAAAGUCAAUGACGAAGAUGAUCGUCUUGCAAAAGCAGUUGCUGAACGAGAAGCAAAAAUAGCGAAGGAAGAAGAAGCAAAACUGGAGAAAGAAUUAUUGAGCAGAAAAGCAAUUCAUCAACACAGAAUAGACACAAUAAAAGAUCGUGAUAGGAAACUGCAAGAGGAAGUAGAAAACGAUAAAUAUCUCCUCAAACUUCGUAUGCAAUCUGACAUUAAGUAUCAAAAAGAGGAAGAAAACAAGCUAGCCUUGAAACGAGACUAUUCAAAGAAACUUAAGGAUUACCACAAAGAACAAGCAAGGGAAAAAAUCCAACGUAAGAAGGCAAAAGAAACUGAAAAUCUGAACUUUGAUAUCGAAAAUGCAAAACUGAUACGAGAAGAGGAAACUAAAUUCCAGGAAUAUGCGAGUAAAGUGCUGACUGAGCAGAAAAUCAAAGAUCCCUUAGGCAAUCAUUUUCCACUAAUAAAAGUAGCGAAUGACGGUCCGGGUGGGGGACGUGGUCCUAGGUUUGAUGGAAAAAGUGGUAUUCGUCCUAGCUAUAUUGUUUGUGAUAGUUCUGGUGUACAGUUACCAAACUAUUCUCACGAUGUUACUAUACGUUGCAAAAUACAGGGUGAGCCUGGUCAAUCUUUUAAACGCCUUGGUUUUAACUGGUAAAAACAUUGCUUUAGUAAUUUGGAUAUUUCUAUGAAGUGUAAAAUUGAAUGUACUAACGGAGUUUUUUUACAGAUUAAUAAGAUGAUGAAUUCUGCUGUCCGCA